AUGAAUUGCCGGCCUCGAGGCCACCUAAAGGCCCCUCCCUACUGGCCUGUCUUCAGUGCCGUCACAAGCACCUCAAGUGUGAUGGCCGCACUCCUAUCUGUAGCCGCUGUGAACAGAUGCAAUCCCCAUGCGAAUAUACGAAGUCACGAAGAGGCUACAAAGGCCCGUCGAAAAAGCGCCGCGCCAACUCCCCCGAUAACUUUGUCGCCCCCCCAAGUCGGUUUGCUCGAAAACCCCGUGGAUUGGGGUUUGCAGUCUGCCUUCAAGUACGCGCCGGCUGUGCCGCUUCCCUCGUCCGAAUCGACCAGUCCUGGACUACACGAAAUGUCCCCGCCAAUGGUACCAUCCAUUCAUCCGAUGAGCGCACCGUUGACUCCGGACUCCUCCUCUGUCGCCGUCGGUGGCGAUGGCUACCUACUCGAUAUCUAUUAUAAUUAUUUCCAUGAUGCCCAUCCAAUACUGCCUCCGCACCAGCUCCUGAAUCGCAGCUUCUUCCCCGCAUACCUAGAGCAAGUGAUGAAGUUCAUCGGCGCCCACUUCACCCCGGCUGCUUCGAGUGCUACGUACCGGCAGACGGUUGUCACGAUGGUUCAAGACCAAAUGCCGGCGGUGGAAAAGGUGCAGGCACUGCUCCUCCUGGCAAUUGUGCUUCAUUCAGAUAAUGAGCGUGCCGAAGCUGGCGUUUGCCUAGCUGCCGCUGUGGACACGGCCUUUGAGCUUGGCAUGCACCAGGGACCCUUUGCAGUCAUCGCUAGCAACAGCGAUCCGAUCCGCGCCGAGUCUAUACGGCGUACCUGGUGGGAGCUCUUUAUCAUUGAGGGCAUGCUGACUGCCCUCGGUGUGCAACGUGACUAUCGCACCAACAUGGUUCCGCUCGAAGUCGGGCUUCCGUGUGAAGAACGCAUCUAUCAGGAGGGCCUGGCACCACCACCAUCCCCUACUAUCGCGCAAUUCGAUGAGCGGGUUUUCGCGGAUGAAGAUCGUGACUUUUCUUCUUACUGCUACCGGAUAGAAUCCAUUCGUAUCCUCGGUCGCGUGGUGGCCAUGCAAGAAAUGACCCAUGGCCAGCAGGAUCUGGUGGAAGCGAUCGAUGCACGAAUUGGUAGUUGGGGUCACCAUUUACCGGAGUCCAAGGAAGAACUGCUUCGUCCAGAUGGGUCGGUGGAUGAGAUCAUGUUCCAAGCGACCAUGAUUUUGAACGGCGCGGCCAUCUACCUGAACUUCCCGCGGUCGGACCUUUUGUCGUCGCCUGCUGUUGCCGCGGAGGUAAUCUGCGGUCACCAUGGGCCAAUCAGUGUACCUGCCUUUUCUCACAACGAGCACGCUAUGAAGGCAUACAAGGCAGCUCGAGAGCUAACUCGACUUGCCGGAUUCCGUGCGGAGGUUACAAAGCACACUCCGUUCUUCAUUUGCGCGCUCACUCUGAGCUCCAUUGUCCAACUAGCCUCUUGCUCCGUCAAGGCUGGUUCAAUCCCAGACCCUAGCCGUGAUCGGUUGAUAUUGACAAUCGGUGUCUUCAAGAAGCUGGCUAAAACCUGGGCGAUUUCCCAAUCGAUCAAUCGACAGAUUAAAGCCGUUGCGCGAGACGUGAUGGACCUCGGUCUCCGUCCCACAUUGGACUCGCUUGACCUGAACACUGUAUUGGACAACAGUCAAUUCUGGGUUGAGCAAGGCCCCAGCUGA
This is a messenger RNA of Penicillium brevicompactum, 1683 nucleotides long. Its product is annotated as fungal specific transcription factor domain-containing protein. Bases 1 to 1683 code for a protein of 560 amino acids. The record is from RefSeq and is a predicted model, not a curated record. Gene Ontology annotation, molecular function: zinc ion binding; DNA binding. The transcript has a single exon. Gene Ontology annotation, biological process: DNA-templated transcription. Lineage: Eukaryota; Fungi; Ascomycota; Eurotiomycetes; Eurotiales; Aspergillaceae.